Sparassis crispa is the source of this 1164-nucleotide messenger RNA. Its product is annotated as ZZ-type zinc finger-containing protein. NCBI's taxonomy places the organism in Eukaryota, Fungi, Basidiomycota, Agaricomycetes, Polyporales, Sparassidaceae. The transcript has 5 exons. The record is from RefSeq and is a predicted model, not a curated record. Bases 1 to 1164 code for a protein of 387 amino acids.
AUGGAAGAAAAGCGCGCCAAAACUUUGGACGCGCUGUCGACGUUCAUUCAGUCGCAGAGAGAUUUGCUUGCACAAACGCAGUCCGACAUAACACGCCUAAGGGAAUUAAGAGAUGAAGUUGCAGAGGCCCCUCCUGAUUCACUGGAUGAUGUCGGUGACAAGCUGAAAGCUAGCUCCACUAGAUUGAGCGGACAACUGGACUACAUGCCCCCAUUGCCAGAUGAUAUUGACUGGUCUCUCUUCAAGGGCUGCGACCCGACGCCCCUCAAAGAGCUCGCCGUCGGUUGCCGACAGGCGUAUGCACAGCGCAAUGAGCCGCCUGCAAUACAGCACUCUGAACUUUCUGAGCUUCAAAAGCUAGUCAAGGACGCUCGCGUCCACAUGGUCGAUCCUGUCCUGGCUGCUUACAGCUACCUAGCUGAAAUGUCGGAAGACGAGGAGGAAGAGGUAGACCCGGAGGUAUGCCGGAGUGCACGCGAGCGGGAGAAGAUUCGUGAGCUCAAGAAGCGCCGUCUUGACGAUACCUCUGUACCAGGGUUCGGCGGACUGCGGCGGCCCCGUGCGAAUGGCGUUUUUGUGCGUCGGGAUCAGGCGGACGAGAGUGCAGAGGUGGACAUUUCGUGUAACGCGUAUGGAGACGGAGACGCUGAAGGCGAUCCGUCGAUGCUUGGAUCUGGCUCUGAGGUUGUGCCGAUGGACGUGGACACGCCGCCCACGUCGGUUACGUCUCCUCUCUCGGCUGUCUCUGGUCUACCUCCUUCACACCCACCUGUUCAUGGGAAGCCUGUGCGGGAGCGCCGUCAAACUAGGAAGGCGAAAGAAGCAGCCCCUCCUGCAGAUGUGCGCGCGAAGCCAAAGGGAAGACGCGAAACUGCACCGAAGUCAGCGGACUUGCCCCCGGAGCCUGCUUCUUCUUCUGCUGCACCGCAGAAGGAGAAGAGUAAGCAGAAGUCCGAGACAUACAAGCAGGCGUGGUCCGUUUCGGAGCAGCAUCUGCUCGAGCGCCUGCUGGAGGAGAUCCCGGAGGGCGAGAAGAAUCGGUGGCUCAAGAUAUCGCAGGCGAUGAAUUCACGGCGGACGGCGCGACAGGUCGCGAGCCGGGUGCAGAAAUACUUCGAAAAGCUCAAGCGUUUCGGGCUGGAUGUGGGCAAAAGUACGAUAUGA